AUGUCGACUGUUGCUCUCAACUUUGUUGGAGGUAUACCUUUCCAACUACUGUAUGAUGGCAUUAAGAUAGCCACUCGCAGGACUAGCAAGUUUAGAAGCAACCUCAUAAGCCUCCAGUUCACACUUGACUGUUUACAAUCACGGAUUAUUGAACAGAUAGGAGAUAAUAACGUUGAACUGAAUCUCCCCAACAACAUAAUAGAAGGUAUUCAAACAAAAAUGAAUGAGGGUGUAGUACUAGUGGCCAUGUUAUCGGAGCUUAGAGCGUGGAACAUCCGCAUCUGGGGCAAUUGCUACAACUGCAUAGGGCCUAAUUGCGCGGAUCAACUUGAUGAAUUGGAUAGGUCUCUUAGAAGCCUGUUAGAUCAAUUAGAGUUAGAGCAAAGGAGGAAUGUGACCCGGCUCAUGAUUUUGGCAAUAAACGCCAGAGAUAAACAAGAUGAGUUGGAAAAAAGACAGUUGGAUAUUCUGAAAGGGCAGCAACAAAUACUUGGUAUGUUGAUGGAACAGCAUCACGCGAUAGGGAAAAUUGUAUCAAGUAGUGUGCAGGUUGCAUCGUCAACCGGAGGAGGAGGAGGGACUGCUCCUGCUCUAGGACUAGUAUUCCGGCUGCUUUUUGAUGCUGUUACGCAAGUGAGGGUUAAGAAUGAGAUGGUUAAACGUCUCCUUAGAAGAUUCAAAUCGACACUAAAUUACUUACAGCCACUGAUAGAAGAGGUAGCCAAAUCUAAGAGAGUAUUGCAUCUUUCGGAGCAAGAAGUAGAAAUGUUUAUUUCAGAAGUAGAGAAUGGAGUAGAGCUCAUUCACAAAUGCUCUGAAGUUAGCAAGCGGGUCAACUACAAAAAGUACAAAUACACUAAUAAAAUUCUAGAUUUGGAUAAAUCUCUUCAAAGGCUCUUCUUUGAAUUGAAAGGGCAGGUGGAAAGAAAUCUGAAAGAGGCCAUGGAGUCAGCAAAUACAAUAGAGGCUGUGAUCAAGAAAAUUGAAGGGGGUGCUGACCAACAAAAGAGUGAACUUAAAAGUGAAAGUCAGAGUUCAGUACCUCAACCUGGAUCAUUUGCAAUUGGAUUGGACAUACUCAAUGAGCAGGGACAUAGGGAUAUGAACAAGGACACACAGGUGGACUCAACAAGGAAUGUAGAGGUGGUGAGGCCUAUUGAAAAGAGUGAUGCAGUAGAACAUCAAAUGGAAACUAAAAGUUCCUGUGAAGUGCCCCCUUCACCUGCAGGUGGAUUGGAUGUACUGAACUUGCAGGGUUCUUUGGAUAUGGAUUCAACUACCAGUAAUAUCGAGGCGGGGGUAAUGGAUAUGGAAGGCAUAGAGGUUGAUGAUUUAAAAACGAAUGUACAUGUGAAGGGGACAUUAGAAUUUGCAAUUAAUGUAGAGAAGAUGGGACUCAUGGGAGUCAAGAAAAUUGAAGGAGGUGGUGGAAGUCAAGAUAUUAAAAUUGCAGUAGCUGAAACUGAACCUUUAUCACCUGCAGUUCAGUUGGAUGUACAAGAUGAAGUGCACGGAACAAGGGACGCGAAGGUGACAUUGGAAAUUCGGAAGAAUGUUAAAGAUGCAAUCACAACAGCUGCUGAACCUUCAUCCCCAUCUGCUGAAGUUGGAGUGAAAUUGGAUUCUUCUGCAUUCCCAUCUUCAUCGCCUCUGUGUACACAAGCAGAGCUCAAACUACCUGAUAAAGAAAAGGUGAUUGAAGAGGUUGUUCAAGUUCUAAGGCCAUCUUCAAGCUUUUUGAAGAUAGGGUCUUCACUGGGAAUCCAAGCACUAGAGCCAUCAAGCUUAUCUCUGGUCUUUACCAAGAGCCUGUUUCUCCCAAUCUUCACUGAAACCAAGAUAUCAGACGAAGACAACAACCAAAUACAAAUACUUGUUGUGGGCAAGAACAUGAUCCGUGGAAGCCACCAAAUGGCUCCGAUCUCUCUUCCACACCCGGUCAAACUAGAAAUCGUUGUUCUUAACGGUGACUUUGGAGAUCGAGAGAACUGGACGAGACAGGAAUUCGACAGCAAAGUUGUGAAGGAGAGAAACGGCAAGAGGCCGCUGCUCACCGGAGACCUGAGUGUUACGUUGAGAGAUGGGUUUUCGACGAUCGGCGAUAUUAAAUUUACGGACAACUCGAGUUGGAUUCGGGGCAGGAAAUUUAGGAUUGGUGCAAGGGUGGCUCCGGGGUAUCAGGGUCCGAGGAUUCGGGAAGCCAUGACUGAUGCUUUCGUUGUCAAAGAUGGUCCGGGCCUUGUGCGUGCAGCGUACAAUAAGCAUUAUCCACCAAUGUUGGAAGACGAAGUUUGGCGGUUGGAGAAGAUUGGGAAAUAUGGAGCUUUUCACAAGAGGCUAGCUGCGGAAAACAUUCAUACAGUUGAAGAUUUCUUGAAGAUGUCUGUCGUGGACCCAGUGAAGCUUAAAAAGAUAUUAGGGUUUGGAAUGUCGGAAAGAAUGUGGGAAGCAACUCUAAAGCAUGCGAGAACAUGCGAGAUGGGGAACAAAAUGUACAUUUUUCGUCAUCUUCCUUUCGUGCUAUUCUUAAAUCCAAUAUGUCAAGUGGUAAAGGUUUUCAUAAAUGGCCAAGAUUACCCUACUCGGGAUCUAAGCAACAACAAUAUGGUACGUGAGGAAAGCGCAUGCAUACUGGAGUUCCUUGGAGGCGGCUGAUACAUUGCUUUU
This is a messenger RNA of Fragaria vesca subsp. vesca, 2667 nucleotides long. RefSeq lists its product as uncharacterized. Bases 1 to 2655 code for a protein of 884 amino acids. Lineage: Eukaryota; Viridiplantae; Streptophyta; Magnoliopsida; Rosales; Rosaceae. Gene Ontology annotation, biological process: regulation of salicylic acid biosynthetic process. The record is from RefSeq and is a predicted model, not a curated record. The transcript has 5 exons. Gene Ontology annotation, cellular component: nucleus. Gene Ontology annotation, molecular function: sequence-specific DNA binding; DNA-binding transcription factor activity; calmodulin binding.